Molecule: messenger RNA, 2352 nt
Organism: Macrosiphum euphorbiae (potato aphid)
Lineage: Eukaryota; Metazoa; Arthropoda; Insecta; Hemiptera; Aphididae
Source: the annotation of a GenBank genome assembly
AUGUUUGUAGGUCAAAAUAGCGAAAACUGUGAAUUAGAUAGUAUGGGUGACAGCGAUGAUGAAUACGAUAGGAAGCGAAGGGAUAAAUUUCGAGGCGAACGUACCGAAUCAAUAAGAGGCGGUGAUAACCGUAGAGAUGACCGCCGAAUGCGUGAUGAUUGGAAUGACAGAGAAACAUGGGGUGCACGUAGUCGAGGUCGAGGAGAUUAUAGAGGCCCGAUGCGUGAUCGUUAUAGUCCAGGUGCCCAAAGAGAUCUAUCACCUCCAGUUAAGAGAAUGAGGCCUCCAGAUUGGGAAGACAGACGUAUUGGUUAUGAACCUCCUGGUUAUGGUUAUGGUGCACCUUGGGAACCUCCCGCGCAUCAUAUGCCUCCUGUUUCUAGAAUUAUGACAAUGAGAGACCCUGGGGCACAUACAGUAAAUCACCCGACUCCACCACCAGCAGAACAGUCUUCAGGAGAUACUCAACCACCUAUGAUGUCUUUAAAGUCUUUUUUGAUUACUCAAGAUGAUAACAUAACUGACGAAGAAGCAUUAGCUAAAUAUAAUGAAUACAAAUUGCAGUUUAAAAGAAAUCAACUUAAUGAAUUUUUUGUUGCCCAUAAAGAUGAAGAAUGGUUUAAGAUUAAAUACCAUCCUGAUGAUAGUGUAAAACGAAAGGAAGAGCAAACUAUAGCACUUAAAAAACGGUUAGAAGUUUUUAAAGAAUUUUUAGAAAAUGGCAAAGUUGAAUCAGUUUGUGUGGAUGCUGAUAAUCCAGAGCCUCUAGUCCAUCUUCUUGAUUCAGUAGUGAUAAAACUUGAAGGAGGUACGGAUUUUGAUUUAACAGUGUUGAAUCCUAAAGAGAUAUUAAAAGCCAAACAGGGACCAGAACCUGAAAAGAAAGAAACAGAUAAAAAAAUUAAUGCUGGAGGAAAUUCUGAUGGUGAAGUAGACAGUGAUAAAGAAGAUGGUAAUGAAACAAAUAAAAAAAACGAUUCUGAAGUAAAAAAAAGUGAAGAAGUGAUGGAUGUGGAUGGUCAAAAACCAGAAGUCUUGGAUAUUACAAAUGAUAGUGAUCAAAAUGAUGAUGUUGUGAAACCAAGAGCAUUGCAUCGUACAACUUCUGUAUUUUUACGUAAUUUAGCCCCUGCAAUAACCAAAAGUGAACUUGAAACAAUUUGUAAACGGUUCCCAGGAUUUAUAAGAUUGUCUAUAGCAGAUCCUUUACCAGAGCGCCGUUGGUUUAGACGUGGUUGGGUAACAUUUGAUAGAGAUGUUAACAUAAAAGAAAUUUGUUGGAAUCUUAAUAGUGUUAGAUUGCGUGACAGUGAGCUGGGUGCUAUAGUCAAUAGAGAUUUGAGUAAACGCAUACGGUCUGUGAAUGGAGUAACAAAUCACAGACAAGUUGCUCGCAAUGAUAUGAAACUAUGCGCCAGUAUUAUAAACAACUUUGAUAACCGUUCAGGCUUAUGGCAAUUAACUGAUGGCGAGCAACCAGCCUCAGAAAAAACUUAUGGUGUUGUAUCACGUAAUCCAGUUCUACAUAACAUCACAGAUUUUUUAAUCGAAGAAGCGUCUGCUGAAGAAGAAGAACUUUUAGGUGAAAAUGCUACUUGUGAACCUGAAGAUAAUACUGAAAAAGAUUUGCAGCUGUUUAAGGCUUUAGAUAAGAUGUUACUGUAUUUACGUAUUGUACAUUCAGUUGACUUUUACAACCAUAGUGAGUAUGUAAAUGAAGAUGAGAUGCCAAACAGAUGUGGAAUUAUGCAUGCUCGUUGUGCACUGCCCAGUAACCCGCCUACACAGCAAGAAAUCACUGAUUAUUGUAACAACUUUCAAACCAAAGCUAACUCUUUGACUGUCUCGACUUCUCAUGAAGUAAGUGAAAAAGAAUUAAUGCAGCUUGGAGCAAAACACGAAGAAGAAGAAAUCGAGAAGUUUGUAACUUCUAAUACACAAGAGAUAUCAAAAGACAAGUGGCUAUGCCCCUUAUCAGGCAAAAAAUUUAAAGGUCCUGAAUUUGUGCGCAAACAUAUUUUCAAUAAGCAUAUUGAUAAAUUGGACGAUGUUAAAAAAGAAGUGAAAUAUUUUAAUAAUUAUCUUCGUGAUCUGAAGAGGCCACAGUUGCCUGAACAUCCUGGUAGUAAACAAGGUAGAAAAGAUGUGAAUGAUGCUCCUCAGUCAUAUCCACCAGCUGCAAAUCCAUACCAAAUGCCUGGCUAUCCACCAUAUGGAGGUGCUGGAUUCGGUCGAGGGAUGUAUGGCUAUUCCAGACCACCUGCUCGUGGAGGUUUUAGAGGUGGCGGCAGACCAAUAAUUCAUUACCGUGAUCUAGAUGCCCCUAAAGAACCAGAGGAAAAUUUUAUUUGA